AAUUUAGUCCUUCAAGACUUUAUCCGUUUGCAUUUCGAGACGCUUCAAAAUCACCCGCGAAGCCGUUUUUUUGUGGAUAAUGAGAGAGAGAUAAGAGAGAGGUCAGUCAUCACCCAACACUUACUCUCCCUCCUUUCCUUUUCUCUUCAAUGGCGACUCUGCAACAACAACUCCUCAAACCUUCAUGGACUUCCUCUCUCUUCGCUUCAUCCUCUCCACGCCAUUCCCUCUCUCAACCCCAACUUCUGCCUCGAACAAUUUCUUCCACUUCUCCCAAAGCCUCUCUUCACAAUUCUUCCAUCAAUCGCCGCCAGUUUGUGGCUGACACCGCAGCUGCUGUUUCACUCUCCCUUUCUCCGUUUAUUGCUCCGGUACAGCCGGCGAAGUCCGAAGAAUCUUUGUCGGAGUGGGAGAGACUUUACCUUCCUAUAGAUCCUGGUGUUGUCCUUCUCGACAUUGCUUUUGUGCCUGAUGAUUUGAACCAUGGCUUUCUUUUGGGGACUAGGCAAACCAUUUUAGAGACAAAAGAUGGUGGAAGAACAUGGGCUCCACGUUCAAUACCAUCGGCUGAAGAAGAAGACUUUAACUACCGAUUUAAUUCUAUUAGCUUCAAAGGAAAAGAGGGAUGGAUUGUUGGCAAGCCUGCAAUUCUGUUGUACACUUCAGAUGCUGGAGAAAGUUGGGAAAGGAUACCUCUUAGUGCUCAGCUUCCUGGAGAUAUGGUCUACAUUAAAGCAACUGGAGAAAAAAGUGCAGAGAUGGUUACUGAUGAAGGUGCAAUUUAUGUUACAUCUAACAAGGGAUAUAAUUGGAAGGCUGCAGUUCAGGAGACUGUUUCUGCCACUCUUAAUAGAACAGUUUCUAGUGGUAUAAGUGGGGCAAGCUAUUAUACUGGAACCUUUAACACAGUAAAUCGCUCUCCAGAUGGGCGUUAUGUAGCUGUUUCAAGUCGUGGUAACUUCUACCUCACCUGGGAGCCUGGGCAGCCAUUCUGGCAGCCACAUAAUAGAGCGAUUGCAAGGAGGAUUCAGAACAUGGGGUGGAGAGCUGAUGGUGGUCUUUGGCUUCUUGUGCGGGGAGGAGGACUUUUUCUUAGUAAAGGGACAGGGAUAAGUGAGGAGUUUGAAGAAGUUCCAGUUCAAAGCCGAGGUUUUGGCAUAUUAGAUGUUGGUUAUCGUUCAAAGGAAGAGGCUUGGGCAGCUGGGGGAAGUGGAGUACUUUUGAAAACUACAAAUGGUGGCAGGUCAUGGACCCGUGAUAAAGCAGCUGACAAUAUUGCAGCCAACCUGUACUCUGUAAAGUUUAUAAACGACAAGAAAGGUUUUGUGCUCGGAAAUGAUGGGGUGUUACUUCAAUAUCUUGGAUGAAGUGUUUGAUUUUCCUCGGUUACAGAAUCAGAUUCUAUCUAUAUAUGAUGCUUGCGAUGGAAAUUUUGUACCAUUAAAUCAUAGCUUUGCAUUCUUGCUUUCGAUGAUGGGAUGAGGUGUUAAUGCUACCAAGUAUCAUAUCUUAUUUUCACUUCUGAAGGUCACAAACUUUGAGCAAUGCUUUCAUUCGAAAGAAUCGACAUCGUAAAUAGUUUUCGUUUUUGUUAAUAUUUGUAAUCUAAAUGUAUACUUGUUCAGAUGCCCAUUGUUGAAUGCAAACGAUGAUGAAUUUGGAAGUUA
Cucumis melo (muskmelon) is the source of this 1667-nucleotide messenger RNA. Its product is annotated as photosystem II stability/assembly factor HCF136, chloroplastic. NCBI's taxonomy places the organism in Eukaryota, Viridiplantae, Streptophyta, Magnoliopsida, Cucurbitales, Cucurbitaceae. The coding region runs from base 150 to 1367 and encodes 405 amino acids. The record is from RefSeq and is a predicted model, not a curated record. The transcript has 9 exons. Gene Ontology annotation, molecular function: protein binding.